Molecule: messenger RNA, 569 nt
Organism: Schistocerca gregaria
Lineage: Eukaryota; Metazoa; Arthropoda; Insecta; Orthoptera; Acrididae
Product: cuticle protein 9.5-like
Exons: 2
Coding region: 102-440 (112 amino acids)
Source: RefSeq, a predicted model, not a curated record
ACGUGCUAAAGUAUAAAAGAGCAGACGCCUCCAGAGGAAGACACAGUCACCCACCAGACUCCAGCACGGACCUCGUCUUCGCAGCUCCACAUCUCCUCACUAUGAACGCCAUGUUUGUUGCGGUGAUCCUGGGAGUGGUGGCCGUCGCCAGCGCGACCACAGUACCAGCCGGCACCAGCGUCUACCAGCAGCCUCAGUACCAACCACUCCAACCUGGGGUGCAGUACCAGCCUGUGGUGCAGCGCCAGCCCGUCGUGCAGUCAGAACAGGUGGUUGGAGGCCGCGUCGUGCCUGGAGUGUACCCAGGCAGUGUGGGCUCGCACGUCUACACCUCAGGGGUCGUCCCCAGUGUCUACUCCUCUGGAAUCGUUCGUGGCGUCCACCCUGCCAACGCUGCCCCCACUGUAGGAGGGUCCUACCCUUACUAUCCCACCGCCUGAGCUUCCUGUUCACAGAUUACCUGAACAAUUUCACGACGUCUUUCGCUGAUCCAUGAAUGACUGUGUAUGCCCAAAUUUGGUGAAUAAAUCUUUUCUCAGUGUCACUAUAAUAAAGUAUUUUAUAUUUCA